Cotesia congregata is the source of this 642-nucleotide messenger RNA. The record is from the annotation of a GenBank genome assembly. NCBI's taxonomy places the organism in Eukaryota, Metazoa, Arthropoda, Insecta, Hymenoptera, Braconidae.
AUGUCUUCUGAUGAAGAGAACGAUCAGAUUCAAGAUCUCGAGGCGAUUCGAGAUAAAAUUUUAAGCUCAUCUCAAGGUGAGCGGAUGCAAGUAAGCGCUUGGGAUGAUGACAACACCGGAGUUGAAACCCAACGAAACCCUGAAGAUCCCGAAGCCAGAGCUAUUUUGAAAGCUGCAGAAAAUGGCAACAUUGAACGAGUUACGAUUCUUUUAGAUAAAAAUCCAGAAUUGGUUUAUGCUACUGAUAAAGAUGGUUAUACUCCACUUCAUAGAGCUUGUUAUGCCAAUCAAACAAAAAUAAUUGAGGUUUUGUUGAAGAGAGGAGCUAAGAUUGAUGCAAAAACUAUUGACGGAUGGGAACCCUUACAUUCAGCUUGUCAUUGGAAUAAUGUUGAAAGUAUUACACUUUUAGUUGCAAACGGAGCUAAUGUCAAUGCUCUGAGCAACGGUAAUCAGACUCCUUUACACUUGGUAUGUGCUAGUUCACACAAUUCUCCAGCUCUUCAACUACUGCUUCUCCAUCCGGACACAAAUCCUGAGCUAGUUAAUUCCAGUGGUGAUACUGCUCAGAUGGUAGCUACUAGAACUGGAAAGUACUAUCCAAUGUUUGAAAUAAUAGAACCGUGUUUACGUAAAAUUUAA